CCCAUCCUCCCCCCGCAAGCCUCCCCCACAACACACCACACACACCACACACAAUGAAGGAGAUCCCCGCCGCCGACAAGACGCUCGCCACGAUCGGCGCCAUCCUCUGGUCGAUCCAGGUCGCGCCUCAGAUCUGGAAGAGCCACCGGGACAAGAGCACCGAGGGGUUGAGUCCGAUUCUCAUGUUUGUCUGGGGCAUGGCGACCAUCUUCCAGGGGUCGUACCUCGUCUCGCAGCGGUCGUCGAUUCCAUUGCAGAUCCAGCCCCAGUGCUUCGGCUUCCUGUGCGUGAUCUCGUGGGCCCAGUGCCUGCGGUACGGCUCGAAAUGGUCCCUCAAGCGCGUCUUCCUCGCCAUGGCCCUCUUCUACGCCUUCUUCGUCGGCUUCCAAGUCGGCAGCGUGUAUGCCCUGUGGGCCGGGCAGAGGGCGGGGCGCUACUGGCCCGGGGAGAUGUACGGCUGGAUCACGAGCGCGCUGCUCAUCAUCGGCCUGCUGCCAGAGUACUACGAGAUCUGGAAACACAAGGAGGUCGUCGGCAUCUCGCUGCUCUUCAUGGCCGUCGACAUUGCCGGCGGCGUGUUCUCCGGCGUGUCUCUCUUCUUCCGCGAGGAGUUUGACAAGGUCGCCUUCGUGCAGUACUUCCUCGUCGUGCUGCUUGACGGCGUCAUCAUCGUGCUUGCGUGGAUCCUCAACCCGAUUGCCAAGCGCCGCAGGGCGCGCCAGGCCGAGCUCGAGAAGGGCGCUGCGGACGCCGAGGCGGCUGGUAUCGACGCUGCCGACGAGCCCGCCAGGCCGGAUGGCUCCGAGGCGAGCACUGUCGCUGAGGAGGACGACGACGCCAAGGUCGCUAAGAGCAAGCCCCUAGACGACGGAUACAGCCGGACCCCCACGCUCGCGACAUCACAGGACGUGAACGAGAAGCCAUAG
This is a messenger RNA of Vanrija pseudolonga, 926 nucleotides long. RefSeq lists its product with no specific name. The record is from RefSeq and is a predicted model, not a curated record. Bases 54 to 926 code for a protein of 290 amino acids. The transcript is spliced from 3 exons. NCBI's taxonomy places the organism in Eukaryota, Fungi, Basidiomycota, Tremellomycetes, Trichosporonales, Trichosporonaceae. Gene Ontology annotation, cellular component: membrane.